This is a messenger RNA of Lentinula edodes (shiitake mushroom), 1725 nucleotides long. Its product is annotated as vacuolar protein sorting-associated protein 36. Gene Ontology annotation, biological process: protein transport to vacuole involved in ubiquitin-dependent protein catabolic process via the multivesicular body sorting pathway. NCBI's taxonomy places the organism in Eukaryota, Fungi, Basidiomycota, Agaricomycetes, Agaricales, Omphalotaceae. Gene Ontology annotation, molecular function: phosphatidylinositol-3-phosphate binding; ubiquitin binding. Gene Ontology annotation, cellular component: ESCRT II complex; late endosome membrane. The record is from RefSeq and is a predicted model, not a curated record. The coding region runs from base 1 to 1725 and encodes 574 amino acids. The transcript has 3 exons.
AUGGCUCUACAAAGAUAUACAAAAUCUGUGGAUGGAACAAUUCCGAUCCAAGCUCUUAUGUACAAUGAUGAAGAAUUGAUUUCUACACAGGACGGCAUUGGAAUAUAUGACGGUUUGCAGAAGUCCCUGGACCAUCAGUCUGGAACCGUCCACAUAACAAGUCAACGAUUGUUCUACAUAGAUGCCACAAAGAAACCGUCCAGAUCCUUCUCUUUAGCACUUUCUCAUGUCUCCAAAACGGAUUACUACGCGGGUCUCUUCAGCUCUUCGCCCAAAGUGACUCUUCAUCUUUCUAUAGAGGACCCAGCAUCGGAAGAACCUUCAAGAUUUGGAAGUUGGGAAUGCGAAGUUUGUGCAUAUCGCAAUCCACCUGGUUUGAGUCCCUCUGCUGCUCGGGUAUGUGCGUUAUGCGGCGUCCCCAGAAGUUUGCCAGCAAAGUCUGCCUCUUCCAGCGCCUCUUUUGAAGUUCCACAACCAAGUAUAGACUCAUCAUUUCCAACAUCUGCUUCUACUUCAGCCCUUCCGCAGCGUUUUCGGAAGCCCAGCUCGAUAUCAUGUCCUGCAUGUACAUUCUUGAAUCACCCGUCCAUGCAGACAUGCGAGAUCUGUUCCACUCCGCUGCCCAAAGCAUCAGGUGAUCAUACUCAGGCCAAGUCUGCCCCGACCACACGACCUACCACACCCGGUCUCAAUGAUGAUGAUAUUGAAUCGAAAAUGCUCAAGCUGAGCUUCCGUAAAGGUGGAGAUAAAGUAUUUUACACUGCUCUGAAACGUAGCUUGAAGGGUCGGGCAUGGGAGAUUACUCCUUCCAAUGCCGGGACGAAUGGUGCUCGAUCAGGAAUCUGUGAGAACACGUUCCUGGUCGAUGUAAUCACCUCUGACUCUCUUUGUUUAGCUGGCAUUAUGCAAGCGGUAGAAAACAAUGCACAGAAUCGCGACGCAGAUAUGUCAAAUGCCCUUCAAGAUCUCGAAGCGCUCAUGGUCAAAGCCAAGGAUAUGGUCCGCUUAGCAGCAGAACUGAACGAACGUCUGACGGCUUCGUCAACAACGACGGCCAACGAUCCCUACUCAUUUGUUCUAUCCUCAACCCUCACGGAACCAGAAGAAGCGACAUUCAUUCGGUCCUCUCUAUCUCAGCUUGGUUUGCAGAUGGAGAAUACCCCGGUCACGUUGGAUAUGAUGAAGGACGAGCGAGAGUGGAUGGAACAACUUGCUCGGGAAUUGGCGAAUAUAUUGCAAGGAUCUGAGAAAGUUUCUUCCUCAUCGAGCGGUGGGAUGAUGAAAAAACGGGGAAUUAUCGCUCUAGAUGAAGUUUGGGGUGGUUGGAAUCGCGCAAGAGGCGUCGCUCUUAUACCACCCUCAACGUUCCUCCAAGUAAUCCCCUAUUUGCCUGCUUUUACCAACCCUACCAUCACUUCCCGAACCCUUAAUUCAGGCCUUGCCGUUCUGCAUACACCACCCUACUCACGAGCAGCAUUUGCUGCCCGUAUCUGUGGCCUCCUCGCUCUUGCAGGUCCAAAAUCUACAACGGAAAUUGCACAGGAAGAAGGUAUAACGAUUGGCCUAACGGUGGAGAUGCUCAUCAUAGUCGAAGAAGAUGGCGAUGUCUGUAGAGAUGACGGUCAAUCUGUCAUUCAGGAAAAGAAAGGUGAUAUCUUGGUGCUCGGAGAGGUAAACUGGUGGGCGAAUUUGUUUAUUGGAUAUACUUGGGACGGUCAAGAGUAG